Puccinia graminis f. sp. tritici CRL 75-36-700-3 is the source of this 234-nucleotide messenger RNA. RefSeq lists its product as uncharacterized. The record is from RefSeq and is a predicted model, not a curated record. The coding region runs from base 1 to 234 and encodes 77 amino acids. NCBI's taxonomy places the organism in Eukaryota, Fungi, Basidiomycota, Pucciniomycetes, Pucciniales, Pucciniaceae. The transcript is spliced from 2 exons.
AUGCCUCUGGACCUCAAGAUUAACCUGGACCUAGGAAGCCUUGUAGAUGACUCAAAUACAAACAUUUGUAUUACGGUGAAGACCAAUGGUGCACCAAACACUGGCCCCAAAAAAGAAAACUUGGGGACUCCGAAUUUGUUAUCCAGCCAAGCGACCAUCACCCCCAAAGCAGUGUAUGGGGAAUUAGAUUCUCCUUGUCAAGAUCCUUUUGGUGAAAACAUGGUCAGGACCUAA